Egretta garzetta (little egret) is the source of this 8040-nucleotide messenger RNA. It is a transcript of the gene TENT4A, whose product is annotated as terminal nucleotidyltransferase 4A. The record is from RefSeq and is a predicted model, not a curated record. Gene Ontology annotation, cellular component: TRAMP complex; nucleolus. The transcript is spliced from 12 exons. Gene Ontology annotation, molecular function: mRNA binding; poly(A) RNA polymerase activity. Bases 2419 to 3708 code for a protein of 429 amino acids. Gene Ontology annotation, biological process: RNA 3'-end processing. Lineage: Eukaryota; Metazoa; Chordata; Aves; Pelecaniformes; Ardeidae.
GGCAGCGAGGUUGACGGUAGGGGGUGGCGGGCCACAAAACCAUGUUCUUCCGUCAACCACGUUGGUCUGUGGUAGCUGGGUGGCCCGUGGCCGCAGCAGAGAUGCGGGCAGGGCCUGGGAACCCACAGAUACAGGGGGUUAGGCCUUGCCUUCUCGUAGGUCGAGAGGUGAAGUUGUCAGGCCGCUAUCAGAUGGCACCUACGGUAAUCAAAGCAAAGAUGGGUGGGGGACUCUUGUCAAAGCUCCUAGGGGGUCGACUCAGAUUGUAAGGGGGAAGUGGAAGGCUUCAGUCCAGAGCAGCUCAGGGAAAACCCUUGCGCUAAUUUUUAAAUGCCUCUGCCUAGGCUGUGGCAGAUUGGCUCCUUUGGGGAGUGUUAGGAACAUCAGCUGAAAGGAAGAGCCCAGUUCUGGCUGAAAUAAGCAUGAAAGUCACUGUGCUCUUAGAAUGUUUUUAAGGGAAAUGUUCGAUCUCCAGAAUAGGUUGAGCCAGCCAAUACCUGAACUGAAAUCUUGGCUUUCUAAAGAGAACACUUAUGAAGCUUAUCCUAUUCUGUGGCUGUGACUUUCUCAUAUAACUGGGUAGUUAGUAAGGCUGAGUAUUCAGUUUGGUCCUAUCGGCAUAUAGAAGGGACUAAACUUGAACAAAGCGUCUCUGGGGCGCUCCAUGAGGCUUCUGUAUUUCAGCUGUCAAAUUUCACUCAGUCAAGGGGAAAUGUUGCUUUCUAAUGUUAAGGUUAUUUUGUUCAUGGGAAAAAGUGCUAGCUGCGUUGAUUGACCAUGGCAGAUUUCUGCUGUCAUUUCAAAAAUAGUUCCUUGGAACUCUUAAACUCCAAGACCCUUGGAUGCCCAUGGAGUAAAGGCACUGCCUAUUUGUAGAGUGAAAUAGAUAAAGAUAACAGGGUAAGCUUUCAGAGCUGGAGAAAUUUAAGUGAGAGAUUUAACUUAAGGACAGGGUCUUCCUUUUCUCUUUUGGUUGGUACUGUCAGGCCUUGAGCGCGUUAAAGCUAUCUGGAAGCAUUAAAAGAUGUUUCAGUCCUUUUUUUCAAACCAUAGCUUCUCCUGGGGAGGAUAAGACUUGUGACUACUGCUUUUUAAUUCCAAACUGACACUGAAAAUGAAAAUUGCUUAUAGGAAGCUAAGAUUUGGAUGUUUAAGGUAUCAUGUGCUAGGAGCUUUGAGUCUUGUACUAAUAAGAUGCAUGUCUAAAAUGCCAAUGUAAUCUUAAAAAUAGUCUGAACUUCCUUAUUUCCAUAGAGGUGCAGUAGAACACUGAAUUAAUAUUUUAAUUUACCUGUGUAAGACAAGUCAGUGUCACUGAGGUAGGUCUCCAGGCAGGCAGGCGGAUGAGGGAGUUGCUUGAGGUCACCCAGCAGGUCUAUGGCAAACCCAGGAAUCGAAUCCAGGUACUGCAGUUUCUGCCCCCUAGUUGUUAGGCAGCACCACCUAUGCCGAUCUCAUAUCCUUAUUUUUCAUCCCCUGCCCUUUUGUUUUCUGUUGGCUUUCCUUUAAUAAAGGUUAUGCCACUUUUCAAGUAUAAGUUUAUAGAGAAUCCAUACACAAGAAAAUUGUUUAGCUGAGCUUCACUUGCGCUAUUCAGUUCCAUAAUAGAGGUGGGUCUUUUGCUGAUGAGUUAAUGACAAGUGCUUGGCUAUGUAUCUUUGAAAGUGGAAGCUGUCUUCCCUGAUCUUCUGUCCUUCUGCCAAGGAUCUGUUACUACAGUGAGACCUGAUACUAGAGGGUGGGACACCAGUAACUACAGCAAGUGUGAUCCCAUAGUUUCAUGAUUAAUUUGUCAAAUCAUUAAGCUUCACAAAACUGUACAAGUGUCGUAGCUUUCCUUAGAGUAGCAGGGAACUAGUGCUGAAGGAGAGCAUGGAAGCUGAGACCAUAGACUUCAGCAUGAGAAGCAGUUUCUGCCUUAAACUUUGAUUUUUGUUACCCAAGCUGAAUCUUGGACAAGUGUGUAUUCUAAAACAGUUUUCUGUUUGGUGUUAGAAAUUGUUUUAUUAAGUACUUACAUGAUUGAAAUAACAGAAAUAUUGUCACUGAUGGAGUGGCUUUAGGUGUCUUAUCUUCUGCAGUAAUUCCUGACUACUGGUGAGUUUAACUUAGUUUUCCUGAAGCCAGACCGGUGUAUUAUUUGGCUCUUCAAAUAAAAAUGCACUGAAAAGACUGGGGCAGCAACAGAUCCCUACAGAAGUUUCUUCUGAAUUCUCUAUGUUCCUGAUUUGCUGCCUGGUGUUGCUUGGAACUGUUGGCCCAAUCCUGAAGCAUCACUUCCAUAACUGUGCUGGUCGAUUGACAGAGCAUCUUCAGUGGUGUCAGACUGGUGUAUGCAACUGUUAAAAAAUGAUCCUUACAAUCUGCAGUUGCAGUCUGCUUUGGACAUGGAUUAUAAGAAGGAUGACUUGAUCAUCGAUGUUCUUGUGCACACUACAUGAAGAAAUAAUUGACUUCUAUGACUUCAUGUCCCCUCGUCCUGAAGAAGCAGCUAUGAGAAGAGAAGUGGUGAAAAGAAUAGAAACAGUUAUCAAAGAUCUUUGGCCUACAGCUGAUGUCCAGAUAUUUGGCAGCUUUAGUACAGGGCUUUAUCUUCCAACUAGUGAUAUUGAUCUAGUUGUUUUUGGGAAAUGGGAACGGCCCCCUUUACAGCUGCUGGAGCAAGCACUAAGAAAACACAAUGUGGCUGAGCCAUAUUCCAUUAAAGUACUUGAUAAAGCUACGGUACCAAUAAUAAAACUUACUGACCAGGAGACAGAAGUGAAAGUUGACAUCAGUUUUAAUGUAGAGACUGGUGUGAAGGCAGCUCGAUUUAUCAAGGAAUACAUGAAGAAAUAUUCUUUGCUGCCUUACUUGAUUUUAGUAUUAAAACAGUUCCUCCUCCAGAGGGACUUGAAUGAAGUUUUUACUGGUGGAAUUAGCUCUUACAGCCUAAUUUUAAUGGCAAUUAGCUUCCUGCAGCUGCAUCCAAGAAUUGAUGCCAGAAGAGCUGAUGAAAACCUUGGAAUGCUUCUGAUAGAAUUUUUUGAACUCUAUGGAAGGAAUUUUAACUACUUGAAAACUGGUAUUAGAAUAAAAAAUGGAGGUGCCUAUAUUGCCAAAGAAGAAAUCAUGAAAGUCAUGACUAAUGGAUACAGACCAUCCAUGCUAUGUAUUGAAGAUCCUCUCCUGCCUGGAAACGACGUUGGCAGAAGUUCUUACGGUGCCAUGCAAGUGAAACAAGUUUUUGAUUAUGCCUACAUUGUUCUUAGCCAUGCAGUAUCACCACUUGCAAGAUCAUAUCCAAAUAGAGAUUCUGAGAGCACAUUAGGUAGAAUCAUCAAAGUGACCCAAGAAGUGAUUGACUACAGGGCCUGGAUUAAAAAGAAGUGGGGGAGCAAAAUUAAUUUAUCACCUGAACUUGAUAACAGGUUGAAAAUAAGAGACCAGAUAGCUCCGUGCAAUGGAGAACAGCAACAGAACAAAGACUCUGAACCAUCUUACAACCAACGGUUGGCUUUGUCAUUGGCUAGUACACAACAGUUAUCCUCUGGCUCAUCCGCCUCAUCUGUAUCAUCACUCUCCGGCAGUGACAUUGUAUUUAAAAUACCAUAUGCUGCCCUGACAAAGAGGCAGUAUGUGUUCUUCGCUUACUCAUGCAAACAGGCUGGCAAAUGGAAAUGGUGCAACUGUAUUGAUGCAAAUUCUCUACCCUGUGGCUUCCCAUAGCAGUAGAAGUUUUGUUAAUCUCAAUUCUAAUUUAUUUACACCAUAGUUAAAGUUACGGCUCCACCUACCAAAAAGGGAAAUGGCACAAGCUGAUGUGGAAGGAAUUAGAUGGUGAUUUCAUGGAUUAUACCCCCCUUGGAAGCACGUUGCUUUAUCAAGCAGAGUUAAGUACACUGAGGCUAAAACCAUUCAAGCAAGAGUAUGCGUUGAAGUUCUGCUCCUGCAUGUGGCCCCAAGCUAUGAAAUGUCUUGGAAGUUUUCUGGUGUUGCUUUAUGGUCCAAGGAGUGUCAUUUUUUUUACACAUUUACUAAGCCAAUCCAGUAGUUAGAUAUUCUUGCUAGGGAUGCUUCUGUUCACUAGCUGCUCCUGCUUUUCUGCACUGGUGUUCACCUAAUCCUGUGGUGAGCUGAUUCAGAAGGUGAAGCUAGUAAAAAGGAGAUUACUGUUUGUGUGGUUCACCUCUGUGAAUUGGCUCAUAAUAAUGUUAAAUGCUAAUGCAGGUAUAAUGUAGAAGGCCAGAAUGGGAAAAGAGGCAAAAGGAGUAUGACUGGCAGCAGCUAUCUGUUUAAUCACUUUAAUUGUAAGAAAGGCGAGGAACACAUGGAAAGAUCUGUAUAGUGUAAAGGGUUAACUAUAAACACCAAUCUUCUCACUACUUUCAGUUCUUUGCUUUCAAAGAUGGAAUACAUUUUUUACUGAAGUGGUCAUCGUUGUCUCACAGCUUCCAGCUCCUGAAUGUUGUUGGAAAGAGGAAAAAAAAAUGUUUAAUUAGUGGGAGAAGUUUGGAGAUUCAGAACAAUAAGAACCUUUUUGCCAAGACCUCUGUAGUUCAUUUGUGGGAGGUGGGGUGUAAGAACCCAAAUCUGUCACAUUAGCAAGAGAUUUGCAUUCUGUUGUUUAAAUUUUGAUUUCUGAAUACUGACUUCUAGGAUAGUUAGACUGCCUUGCCACUGGGCCAAAACUUAACAGACUGAGAUUGUGAAUUAAUCUUCUUAGGCCAUUCCAGCUUUUAAAAAAAAAUACUGUCUUGGAAAUUGAAAGCUCCAAAUUGGUAGCUAUUGUCAGUCAAUUGAAACUUCUCAACUGACUGCAUCAUGAAACAAAGCAGAAGGCACCACUUUUUUAAUGCAUUUAGAAUCACGGAAAGGAAACUUAGGAGUACAAUUGAGUACCCUUGAAAUUAAUGGAAGCUGAACCAUUGUCUUGAUGAAUGAAUGUACCAGCACACUUUACCUUGUAUCUCAAGCCUUGAGUUAUUAAUGGCAUUCAAAUAAGCUCUUAAGGUCAGACCUUGUUAGUAAGAAGCUUCUGGUGACUAAAUAUUCUCUUGCUGAUGAGGUCCUGGGACUUCUUCUAAUAGGAGAUGCAUUUUGCAGAACAAUAGAGGAUUUUUUGUUCUCCUCCGAUGUCAGGAAGAGAAGCUUGGAUUGUAAGAUUAUUUCAGCUCUUCAUCUUUCAUAUGACUGCAGUGUUUCACUGUUUGUCUAGACAGAAGGCUAGGGGAUCCCAUUUCUCAAGCAAAAUUUGCAAUUAGAUGAGAUUCUAGGUCUCUUCCAUACUUUAUCUUCUUUCCAAUGUUAAGGUAAAUUCAAGAGUCCUAAGUAAUCAAGGCUAUGAGUAGUAGAAAUCUUCCUUCCAGGUACUAAGUUCUUAGGAAGUUGAAACUGGUUUAAAGAGUAUGUUUUAAAAUGGAAACUUCCCAGUAGGAUAAACCUGUAUCUGGCAGUCUCUGUUUCCAAAAGCAUCUCUUUAGAAGAUACUUUCCUUGCAGGAUGAGAGACUCUGUAUGAUUGGCAUUCAUAGUAGUAGUAGUAUUCAGGAGAUCAGGAACUUAUCUUGGCUCUUAGUGCAGUCAUUAUAGCUUUAUGCCUAGAUUUACUAUAAUCAGUUGAGGGAUCUUACCUCCUUAUUUUACAUUCAUCUUUUUACAAUGUGACCUCUGUAGCCUUUACCUUACUUAAGUUCAGAGCUUUUGUAUUCCAGACAUGGACCUAAAGUGUCAGGGUGUUACUUGUAUGCAUUUACUUGUAGGUCUUCUGAGCUUCUGUAAUGAUUCAAGUUUGCACAUUACACUUAAGAAUCCUGUCCAGAAGACCAAGUAAGAUUUAAUCCCUCCCUGUAGGCAGUGCUUGUGGAAAAUCAGUUUUGUUCACGUUAGGUUCAAUUUUCUGAUCACUGAGGUUAAGCUUUCAGUUUGAGGAUGAAAAGUAAUGCUGUCCUUCACAAAAGGAUUUUGAUGCUGAUGAGAAGUCAGUGUAUCAACUCUAUAGUAUAAUCUUGCUAGCAAUCCAGGAUCGCCUUAGAAGAGGGAUACAACCUACUUGUAUGAGGCAUGUAUCAGUAAAUAACAUGGAGGCAGAAGAACAUGCCUAUUACAAAAUUAAAAUAAAGCAACACAAGGUUCCUUGUACUGACAUUUAUCUAGUCUCAAUUAAACUAUAUGACUCCCUUUCCUCUUCCAUCUUCUGCUUCCAUACUGGAGUUAACUUUUUGUUGCAGAAAACCCCUCAGAAAUCUUAAAAAUGGGAAGCGUCCCAUCUGGCUUAGGUAUGUGAGUCUUCGGGGAGUCUAAUUUGUAUCUAAGCAGAAGAGAAAGAGGAGAGUCUUUGGAGGGACUAAAACUAUUCUUUGGUCAGGUUUGUGAAGGUUGCAUUGCAGAAGAUAACACAUUGGGUUUGGAUAGACAGUAAGAUCCCCUUUCCCUCCCGACUGCCUGCUCACGAUUACUUGUGAGCGUGCUCAGAAGCUGUCUGUUCAAACAUGACUAUCCCCUCUUUAUUUUUCCCUCUUUUUGUAAGCUUUUUAAUAAUUCCAUGACCAAUAGUGGCUAAAGGAACUUCAGCUUGGAGAUCCAAAUUAUUACCCCUGUACCUGACUCUACCACCUACUUAGUUAAGAAUGUAUCAGCUUCAUCUUUGUAGAGACCUUGGCCUGUUCUCGUGGCUAAUAUUGUAGGAUUGGGCAAAGGAGAAAAAUGCCAUUUCAUCCAGGCAGCCAGCUUUGCAUGUGCGUACAACUAAGCUUAAUUUUUUGAUCAGUGCUACAGCAUGUAGUUGCCCACUGUGAACAUAUUUAUUAAAUGGUAUACAUCUGGUUUCAUGAAUAAGACUUAAGUUUCUGCACAGGUUCUUGUUACCAGUAUGAUCUGUCUUUAGCGAAUUCAUGAUGCAAAUAUGUGAAACUGCUUCACAAAGGUAUACUGUAACUUUUACCACUAGUUGACCUGGUAGGAGAGCAGCUCCUUUCUAGAACUUAUUUUUCAGUAAGCGCAACUUUAUAUGGACCAAUAAAGGAGUGAUUGUUCUAGUAGCUGACAGUUUUAUUGAGGACUGUUUCUAUUGUGGGUAUUCACUUCAGCUGGGAUGCAAGUUUUGCUCUCUAGUAGUUCAUUGCUUAGGCUGCUCAGUAUUCGCAACUGUUAGUCUCUUAAAUGACCUUCUCCUUUCCCCAGGGAAAGCUUUAAAAUAUUUUCUUGUUUCUGUUCUUGAAAAUAUUUUUCUAGACAGCCUAUUCUCCAACCAAAGAAUCUAGUUUGGAAACCAAGGCUAUAUAGUGCUGGAGGUCUAUUUAAAGUUUGCUAGGCUUAAAUGAAGAGUCUUUGCUUCCAGGCAAUUAAUCUUUAGCGAAAGAGCAAUAGAAUAUUUCAUUAAUUACUUGAGCAGUAAAGAUCCUUGAUGAACUGAGCCAAUAAGUUCUUUUAAUAUGGUAACUCCUAAACUACUAAUUGUCUGAGCCCCAUCUCUUGCUCUACUUUGAGCCAGAUGGCUGGGAAUGGAAAGAACAGUAGGGGUUUCGGAUAAAGAAUAAGUUUUUCCAUUAUUUUCAAAUUGAGAAUACUUAGGAGUUAAGGGCGAGGGUAAAAAGCAGGUAGGGAAAACUACUUAUCUGUUGCCAUUCUGUUAUGGCUGAAAAAUAAGUUUUACAAGAUCUGUGUUCAGAGUUGUUUGAAAAGGCUGCAGCUUACUUUUCAACUUUCUCAACUUAGACAAUAAUUGGUCAUUUAAGAAUUGAGGCAGUCUGGGUGUUUUCAGACUUCAGUGAUUCCUGUAAACCCCUGCAUCUGUGCUUGUCUCCUUGCUUGUUGUCUGUUAAGUGCUUCAGGCACACAGUGUUUUAACAUCACCCGUAUGACUCUGCUUAUGCAUCUGUAAUUCCUGUUGGUUAGUUCCAUCAGAGUAUUUUUUUUCUGUAAUCCUACAUCUAUCUUGCUUCCUCUGAAGAAUUAUCACUCAGAUUUCUGAUGGAAAGCAAGGGAAACAGAACUAACUAGCAGUGAAGUGGGUGACUGGUGCUCAUAUACUAGUCUUGACUGGCAGAUCAUCUCCUUGUUU